CAUACAAUGUUCACUGCAUGCGCACGGCAUAGUGAAUCAUCAAAGACAAUCCUCAGUGGAAAGCCUGCACAGAUCUGUCAUGUUUGUUGUGAAUUCUCAAAUUCUCUCAGUCGACAGACUGUAUUUUUAACAGGAGUAGAGAAGUUGGUUUACCGCAUGAGGUAUGCUGCAUAGGAUUUUACCAGCUCUCAUCUGUGUUGUGUCUGAAAGAUCUGUGUUCCAUCAUCCACGUGUGUUGUCCUCCCUGACGGUCUGUCUACCGUGCAGUGCGUGCUUCCAUCAAAGGCAUCGUCACCUUUCUAAUGAGACGAAAAUGACAUCCCAUGGACCUGCAAAAAGACUGGCUGGGCAAAAGAAAAGUGUUUGGACUGAGUUUGUCAAACUGAGCUCCGAGACCAAAGCCAUCAAUCUUGGUCAGGGGUUCCCUGAUUUUGCUGCUCCAGACCAUGUCAGGAAGGCCCUCAUUGAUGUAGCAACCAGCUCCAAUCCUCUCCUUUUUCAGUAUACAAGAGGCUUUGGUCAUCCCAGGAUGGUGAAUGCCAUAGCAGCAUUGUAUGGGAAGCUGAUGGGACGAGAGAUUGAUUCCAUGGAGGAGGUCAUGGUCACUGUUGGUGCCUAUCAGUCACUCUUUUCCAUCUUUAUGAGUCUCAUCAGUCCAGGAGAUGAGGUGAUCCUUAUUGAGCCAUUUUUUGACUGUUACGAGCCCAUGGUGCUGAUGGCUGAGGGUACUCCCAGGUUUAUUGCAUUAAAACCCAAAACCGACAAUCCAGAAUCAGCCGAGGAUUUUGAAUUAGACCCAGAGGAACUGUCUGGAUUGUUCAAUGAGAAGACCAAAGCCAUAGUUGUCAACACUCCAAACAACCCCCUUGGAAAGGUUUACAAAAGGAGCGAGUUGGAAAUGAUUGCCAAUCUAUGCAAGAAACACGACACACUGUGUAUCAGUGACGAAGUCUACGAAUUCAUGAUCUACCCAGGCCAUGAGCACACAGCUACUUUGCCUGACAUGUGGGAGAGAACGUUAACUGUCUGUAGCGCUGGCAAGAUAUUCAGUGUAACAGGAUUCAAGCUUGGCUGGACCAUAGGGCCACAGUACCUAAUAGACCAUCUGAAAACAGUCGGUCAGAAUUGCGCUUACACCUCGCCCACUCCGCUUCAGGAAGCCGUAGCACAAAGCCUGGAACUAGAAAUGUCCCGUCUGGGCCAACCAGAUUGCUACCUGACCAGCCUAGCCAAGGAGCUGGAGGUCAAGAGGGAUAAGCUGGCUAAUUUACUUCGGGGAAUUGGCCUGACUCCCAUCAUCCCUCAGGGCAGCUACUUCAUGCUGGCUAAUGUCAGCCACCUAGAUUUAGAUUUGUCUGAUUCCGGUGAUGGGCCGAAAGAUUACAAGAUUGUCCGCUGGAUAACCACAAAAUUGGGUGUUGCAACAAUUCCCUGCAGUGCCUUCUACUGUGAAGAACACAAGUCCUUUGGAGAGAAGUACAUUCGAUUUUGCUUCAUCAAGGAGGACAGCACUUUGGAUAAGGCUGCAGAGAAACUUAUGAAAUGGAAGGCUGGUGUGUAGGAUGGAAGUACUCUAGGAAGAGGCUGUGCCGUGGUCUCACCCAUUAACAUUACUGGUAUCACUGGUUGUUGACCAGGAACCAUUUGCCAUUGUUCUUUCACUGAAAAACAAAUAUUUCAUUCUUAUGCAAUGGACUCUUUUUGUGAGGGAGGAAGAAUCAGUGCAUUGUUACCUGAAACAAUGUCUGGGGAGCCAGAUGUGAACUAGUCAAUAAAUGCACAUAUGGCACAGAUUGCUGAUAACUAAUUGUGAUUGCACUGCUCCAACUUACAAAGGUCUUAGUGUCUCCAGAUGUGUUUGGCUGAGCUCUCACUGAGCUGUCCUUAGUGAGAGGUGACUCAAGCACAGAGUACAUUCAUGUGUAUAAAUGUUGCAGGUACAGUGAUACACAAAUGGAUAUAAGUACCUAGAAUUGCUUGACUUGCUGUGAUUAUUACCAUGCCUAAGUGUCUUUACCUGAUCUACAGUCAUCUGCAAAAGUUUAAGACCACCUUGAAUUUCAUUGGUAUUUCUGUCACUGGGCCUGCAUUACACUGUCUCACUGAACGA
Molecule: messenger RNA, 2110 nt
Organism: Acanthaster planci (crown-of-thorns starfish)
Lineage: Eukaryota; Metazoa; Echinodermata; Asteroidea; Valvatida; Acanthasteridae
Product: kynurenine--oxoglutarate transaminase 3-like
Biological process (GO): biosynthetic process
Cellular component (GO): cytoplasm; mitochondrion
Molecular function (GO): L-kynurenine:2-oxoglutarate transaminase activity; pyridoxal phosphate binding
Source: RefSeq, a predicted model, not a curated record